AUGAGUGGCUCCAAGCUUGUCCUAAUCAUAUCUCCAAAAGUGCAGAUUAUGUUGGCUUGGGAUUCCCCUGUGAAUUGUGUGUUCAAGUUAAAUGUUGAUGACUCUCGCAAGGGUGGCACUGGCUGUAUUGGUGUUGGUGGCAUCAUCCGAAAUUCCCUUGGGGACUGGAUGGGUAGUUUUGCUGUCAAUUUGGGAAAUGGACAAACACUGGAUGCUAAACUCUGGGGGUUAUUCUUUGGCUUGAAGCUUGCUGCUGCUAAAGGGGUGGCUGGGCUCUCUAUUGAAAUGGAUUCUAUAACUGAUGUUCAGCUUAUCAAGUAG
Molecule: messenger RNA, 321 nt
Organism: Prunus armeniaca (apricot)
Lineage: Eukaryota; Viridiplantae; Streptophyta; Magnoliopsida; Rosales; Rosaceae
Source: the annotation of a GenBank genome assembly